Messenger RNA from Rotaria sordida, 2451 nucleotides. The record is from the annotation of a GenBank genome assembly. NCBI's taxonomy places the organism in Eukaryota, Metazoa, Rotifera, Eurotatoria, Philodinida, Philodinidae.
AUGGUUCGAGAAAAAGAAAAUUUCAUUAAACAAUCAACACAUACAUCAUUUUAUACAGGUGGUCAAUUUGCUAUAUCAAAUGAUGGUCAAUAUUUAUUAUGUACUUAUAAUGCAUUAAUUCAUAUACUUGAUAUUCAAACACAACAUAUUAUUCGUUCGAUUGGUCAAGAUGAUACAUCAUCUGAAGUUGUAUCAUUUGCAUUAUUUAAUGAUUUAAUUGUUAUUGCCUAUCGUAAUCAAUUAUUACGUCAAUUUAAUUGGACAACAGGUACAUGUCUUCGAACAUGGAAAUCAGUACAUAAAAAUACAAUUAUAUGUAUGACAUUUAAUUCGAAUGGAUCAUUAUUAGCUACAGGUGGUGCAGAUUUUACAGUUAAAAUUUGGGAUGUUGAACAUCUUUAUUAUACACAUAAUUUAAAAGGAUCAACAUCAAUUAUUCGAGUUGUUUUAUUUUAUACAUCGGAAAUGAAAAAAAUUCAUGUUAUCUGUGGUUCUGAUGAUGGACGAAUCUAUUUACAUAAUUUACAUGUAUCCGGUGCUAACCCAACAAUUUUACAAGGUCAUAUGAGUACAGUCACUUCACUUGUUCUUCAUAAUGAUCAUACUUUAAUCAGUUCUGGCCGUGAUCGUGUUGUUAUUAUAUGGGAUCUUCAAACUCAAUCAUCUAUUCGUACUAUACCUGUUAUGGAGUCAAUUGAAGCGCUUAUUGCAUUAUCAUCUGUUGAUUAUCUUAAAAAAUUAAAAAUUAAACAAACAUUUGCGUCAGAUGAACUAUUAUUUUUUACAUUUGGUAAUUCAGGUUUAAUUAAAUUAUGGUCAGGAACAACGGGUCGUUGUUUAUUAAUUCAAGAAGAUAAAACAUAUGAAAAAAUUGCUGCUAAUUCUUAUGGUAAAGAUAAAGAACAUGAACAAGUUUUUCUUAAUGCUUAUUUUAAUGAAACAACACGUAUGUUUUAUACGAAUACAAUUGAUCAUAAUAUAAUUGCAUUUAAUAUUAAAAAAUUAAAAUUAGAAAAACAAUUUAUUGGUGAAUUAGGUGAUGUUCUUGAUGUUCGUUUUCUUAAUGAUAAUGAUAAUAAUCCUUUAUAUAUUAUUGUUGCUAAUAAUGAUGAAAAAGUGAAAAUAUUUCAUUUAAAUACAUGGCAUUGUCAAAUGCUUAAAGGUCAUACUGAUAUUGUUAUUGGUUUAGAUAUUAGUUAUGAUCAUAGUUUAAUUGCAACAUGUUCAAAAGAUGAUAUUAUACGAAUUUGGUCAUAUAAUGUUGAUAGAUCUUCAUUUGUUUGUGUUGCUAUUGCUGAAGGACAUACGGGUGAUGUUGCAGCAAUUGCUUUUGCUAAAACUUCAAAUGAUUUUAUUGUAUCAGGUAGUCAAGAUACAACAGCUAAAGUAUGGUCAUUAGAAAAUUUAAUAUUAGAUAGUAAUGAACCACAAAAUCUUUCAUCUGUAUUUACAUUAAAAACACAUGAUAAAGAAGUAAAUAGUAUAGCAGUUUCAUUUAAUGAUAAACAAUUUGCAACAGGAUCAGCAGAUAAAACAGCAAAAAUUUGGGAUAUAAGAAAUCAAAAAUUAUUAGCUGUUUUAUCUGGUCAUCGAAGAGGAAUUUGGUGUGUACAAUAUUCACCUGUUAAUCCAGAAUUAGCAACAGCUUCAGCUGAUGGAUUAAUUAAAAUAUGGUCAACAAAAGAUUAUAAUUGUUUACAAACAAUCGAAGGUCAUGAUGCAUCAGUUCUUCGAAUCAUUUAUUUAUCAAUGGGUACUCAAUUAAUUAGCAGUGGUUCUGAUGGUCUUUUAAAAUUAUGGGAUCUUAAAACAAGUACUUGUGUAAAAAGUAUCGAUGCACAUGAAGGCAAAAUAUGGGGAAUGUCAGCUUCAACAGAUGAAAAUCUUCUUGUUACGUGUGCUAGUGAUUCAUCUGUUGUUAUUUGGCGUGAUUCAACAGAAGAAGAUCGACAAGCAAAACGUGAAAACGUCGAAGAAGUUUUACUUAUGGAACAAGAAGUAUCUAAUUUAUUAGUAAAUAAAAAAUAUCAUGAAGCUUUAAAAAUAGCUCUUAAUCUUAAUCAACCUUAUCGAACAUUAACAAUAAUCAAAGAAAUUCUUAAUGAAAUUGAUGGAAUAGAUCGUUUAAAAAAUACUUUAUUACAAUUUUCUGAUGAUCAUUUAAAUCUAUUAUUUUCAUAUGUAAUUGAUUGGAAUACAAAUACAAGACAUUCAACUGAAGCUCAAAUAAUAAUUAAAGUUCUAUUAAGUAUAAUGACACCAGAUAAAAUUUUGAAACUUCCAAAUGGACAAAAAUGUGUUGAAAAUUUAUUACCUUAUACUGAACGACAUAUGUCACGUAUCGAACGACUUUCACAACAAGUACUUUUUCUUGAUUUUAGUUGGCAUUCAAUGAAAUAUCUUGAUCAAUCAAAUAUUUCAUCUUCCAAUGAACUUCCAACAACAACAUAG